AAAAAAGUAGCUAUCGAGGCGCCACCCUCGACUUCAUUUCACAAAAAUAAAAAAUAUCAGCAUCUUGGGUAACAAGGUCAUCAACAUUAGCUUAACGAGAACGGAGUUUUCAAUAAUCGAGCGAUUAAAGUAGUGUUGAGAUGUGAUUUUUUGUGAAAAUAGUGCUAUUACUCAACGGAACCACCGAUCAGGCGUAUCCACAACCUACAAUGCUCCUACCCACAUAGAUGGAGCGUGGAGCAGCUUUUUAUUCAAUUAUUUUUAUUUAAAACAAUGUAAGACAAUUAAAAAAUGUCGGAGACGAGUUACGUAAACGAAAUACCUCCUGUGGAGGACGGGUGCUCUAAGGAACUCAGACUGAACGGUGACUUGUGCACAGACACUGUCGAGACCCCUGAGGCUCUAGCCCCCAACAACAAUGUUUGCGAAGUUGUGUCCCCAGACUGUUUGGACAGUGAGGCUAAUGAAGCCAGUGAGGUCAAUGAGUCGAAGAAUGAGUGUGCAAGUAGUGUUAGUGCAUGUGAGGAGAAUGGCUCUAUAGAGGAAGCCAGUUCAGUGGACUCCCAGUGCGAACCUGAACCAGAACCUGAUCCAUAUGCUAUGGAAGACGACGAUGAAGGAAAGGUUCCCGAAGAAGGUGUUGAACACAGCAACGGUGUGAUCAAGAAGUCUAGUAAGCGUAAGAAAUUAUCCAGCGGGCCUGGAAGGGGGCGACCUCGCAAGGAAUUGGUUGCAAUGUAUCACAGUCAGAUCAGUGGGGACAAGAACACAAUCAAGAUCAGGAUCAAGAAGAAUUUGACUCCUUUGACGCCCAACAAGAAAAAGUCCGGUAGACGGAAAAAACACCGACAGCAAACAGAGGACACCUAUGAAGACGAAACUUCAGAUUAUGAGAAGCAGCGUCCAAAGCGCAGCAAGUCCUCAACAGUUGGUGGGGAUGAAGAAAAUAAUGUAUCCAGCACUCAAGAACAGGAGCCCCAAGAGCAGUCGGCAUGGGGGGACAUUGAAAAGAUGCCUGAACACAUCCUGGAGACCAUUUUUGGAUAUGUCGUGGCUACUGAAGGCUCCUUGCCCCAUUUGGUCAGAUUCAGCAAAGUGUGCAAGAUGUGGAGAGACGUUUCCUUAAAGCCAUCAUUGUGGUCAAAGACUGAUCUGAACUUUGUGAAGGAAAAAGCAAGAACCGACCUCAGGUUACACUGGUUGAUUGUAAACAGACUUGUGGAGUGUCAAGAUCUCAACAUGGGUGAAUGGAAAGUGCGUGAUAUCCAAACAUUUCUGGAGGCAUUGUGUGAACAUUGCAAGAAGGUGAAAGGUUUAAACCUAAGUGGUUGGAAAGGAAUAACUCCUGACCACUUGAAGUACCUCACUACUGAAUGCAAGCAGCUUGAAAGGCUAGACCUGUCCUUUAUUAAUUCCACUUCUCCAAUCAACGCGCAGCCCCUGGUAAAUCUGAGUCAAACCAUGGCUUCCCGACUCACCCACCUGGUAUUAGCGCACAACAAAAUCGCAAAUUUGACGCAGAUUAUGACCGCAAUAUCGACAAAUUGCCCGAAUCUUCAACUUCUGGAUCUAUCGAACAUCGGAACCUUCGCUCACAAUAUGUCCUUGUUGCACGUGGAGAAACUACAAAUCGGAUGUCCUAAGCUAAGGGUGCUGCGCAUCACAAACAGCCAGAUUUGGUUGGCCCCUGCGAGCCUAACUGAACAGGUGGCUUCUCCAGGCUUUCCUCACCUGGAAGAGCUUUCCUUGGCCGGCUUGGAAGAGGACCAAACGACGACAUCCAGAUCUAUAGAUGACGAUUGUAUGGAGCGACUGUUAAAAUCCAGUACGAAGUUGCGAUUAUUGGACGUCAGAGGGUGCUCCAAGUUAACUGAUUCUGGUUUGGUCAGAGUGCCUGCUUGGGACUUAGAGCAUUUGUUCUUAAGUGCGUGCUAUAUAACGAGGUUGCAAGAUUCCGGCUUGGAGUUGGUACUACAAAAGUGGGCUCAUAGCUUGAUAGAAGUGGAUCUUGCAUGGAGUACUGCGACUGCUGCCUUAGACGGUGCAGUCUGUGCAUUGGCAGAGAAAGGACCUGAAUCAAAAUUAACGAUCCUGAAUCUAUGCGGUUCCUCCGUAAGCCUUCCGACGGUGAAAGCAGUUUUAUCCAAAUGCCUGAACCUGCGGUCGAUCAACCUUCAGUCAUGCCGGGCACUGCCCAGAGGCAUUAAGCGACUCUACACCGGCAAGAAGCAGAUUGACGAAUUGCGAGAGGCGCUCAAUAAAACUGAUCAACCCGCUGCGACGGAGGAAGAGGGAUCCCCGUCUUCUGCAUCUCCGCAGAAUAAACCUGAGUAAAGGUUGAACUUAUAUAUAGGGUGUAACAAGUGAGGAAGGCUAUGGAAAAUUGGCGUAUUUGGUUUUGUAUUCAGUUACAUGCAACUUACGGCCGGUUCACGCUACCUCAAUUGAAGAUAUAUGGCGUUAAGUUUGUAAUUAUGUAGUCGGGGGUGAAGAGGCUCAGUUUUACGCAGUAUGGAAUAAAUAGAUUAAUUUACGAAAAUUACAGCAUUAGCGGUGACAAAGGAAUUCUAGAUCGUCGCGAAAAUAUUCGCAGCUUAUUUUUGUACUGUAUGCCUCUUUGGUCUAGUGCUUUACAACACGUUUGCAUAAAAUUCAUCAGCGGGUUCAAGAGUCUUUCCUUUGUAUUGAGCAGUAAGUUUUUACAAAAAAAAAAACAGCUAAUGUUCAUCUGAGAUUUUCUACUUCCAAAAGAUAGGUUUUUAAAUGGAAUUUGCACAGGAAAGAAGGUUGCUCGUCCAAUAGAUAUUUUUCUUCUCUGAACGAAUCUUAGAAUAGGCCAGUAAAAUAUUCUAAGCCUUGCUGUUGAAGAGGUGCCAUUUUUUCAGCAUUAAGACUACCGUUCCUGUACUAUUCCGAUUCGGAUUAGCUAAGGAAUAUUAGACUUUUUCUGCUAAAAAAUGCCAGUUGCAAUUUUUCUGUUAAAAGUCGCAGCUGACAUUAUUUUGCAUAAGUCAAAAUUUACUGAACUAUUCCCAUUCGAAAUAGGCCAGCGAUAUUGAACUUUUUCCGUUGAAGGGAGACUAGUCUCUGUUUUUUUUUUUCAGCAAAAUGACAAAUGUCACUGGCCUAUUUUGAUAAAAAAUACCAGUUGCUAUUUUUUUGCAAUGUUGGAGCUAACCAAACCAUUAUUUUACACUAAAAGCAUAAUUUUCCAGAAAUAAUCCGAUUCGAAUUAGACCAUAUUAGACUUUUUACGCAGUAUGGAAUAAAUAUAUUUAUUUUCGAAAAUCACAGCAUUAUCGGUGAGAAAGCAAUUCCAGAUCGUCGCAAAACGUUUACAAUACUUUCCACGACAAUUGGCGAGAAAGUGCUAUAAUUGCGAAGACUGAAAAAUAUGUGCAAAAGACAUGUCUCUCGUUUCCGUCCGAUCUGAAUCUGUGGGUUUUUAAAAUUAACCUAUUGGCGGCGGAGAUACUGAGAAUAAACGAAGGAAAAUAACAAUCACUAAAUCCUCUUGUUUGACGUUCCAGAUACUGUCCAUUUUCAGAAAUAUUUGUAGAAGUGUUAAAACUGCGCGUUGGGGGGUUAUCAAUGUUUUAUCAGUAUCGUCUUUGAUUAACGUAUGUUGCCUGAAUAUCGUCAACCUAAGGCUAUAUUCCCGCGCCCAAAAAAUUAUCCGACAUAAAAUGAGACACCCUGAUAUUUUUUCACAGUUUUUCGAUUUACUAUAUAUAAAUAUAUAUCUUGAAAGGUUAGUAUCUCAUAGAUGGCCCUGCAGCAUAUAGUUAUAUACCAACCUUUUCAAAGAACAUAUGUUAAAUACAGAACAAGCUGUGACAAAUUCUCAUAGAUGACGCUACGAAAUGUCAUUUCAUCUCGAAUAAUUUUUGGAACGUGGAAGUGUAGCAUUAGGCUGGCUAUCUUCAAAAAGAGUCUAUUAAUCAAAAUCUUCUGAUCAUAGUAAUACCGGUAAUGUGUUAGACACUCAUAUUUACCAUACAUUUGCCAUUGAAAUAGAGAUAUCCUCUAUUAUUUGAGAUGUAGAGGUCUACAAUAUAUUGUAUGUAAGUGAACAUCCCUAGCCUAGUUUAAAUUCCAUUUGGGUUCUUUGAAUAGACUUGUCGCAUUUUUUUUUUUUUUAGGCGCGAGAUUCAAUCUAAUUUUCACCAUUUGAUUGUCCUCUGAUAAUUAUCGCAUGUAAUUAAAAUUGACACGAUUCUGGAAUUUGUGAUGCCACUUUGAAAAAGACUGUUCUAGAGUAUAGUCAAAAAAUUUCUUGGAUGAUCAAUGAUUUAUAACUUGGUCAAAACUCAUUUUAUUUUUUCUGAGGUGCUCUUUCAAAUAAUUUUCUGUAACAUGUUUUUAUUUAUUCAUGAAUAUCCGUGGCUUUGGCAGAUUCAAAUAUCUGUUUUGAGAUAUAACCUAUGAAGUGGCAGCAGGAUUAUAAAUGGAAAACAAACUUAUAUUCAAAUCUGCAUGUUUCUCUGACCGUCAAAUAAAGCCACAGAUAUAGAAUAAAGCUGAACCAUUUCUGCCAUCUUGUUACUUUGAAAAAGGCCGCGAAGUAUAAGUUUCGAAUGUUACAUUAAUAUUCUAUUUGUUAGCGUUUCUCUACUCAGAAACAGACAACUAAAUUUCUGUCUUGCACGUUUCACGAAAUGUUCUCGACAUUUCUCAUCUCUCCGACCAAUUAAGUGCGUGAUCAGGAAAUUUUUCUAGAGGUUCUUAUUUUACAAGUUGCAUCAUAUCUACGUAAAAUUUUCAAAAAUUCAGUUUAUCGUCAAUUGGUGCAGCUAAAAUUGUUGUAUGUCAAUAAAUUUUAUAUGUCGAAUUUACUUGACUCCAAUUUUUAAACUGAAUUAGUGAUAUUUCCAAAAGUUUUCCAAUAGCUGUCUCUUUUCGUUUCACCCUGUAUAUGAUGAAGAGGUUGUAUAUACACUGGCCCAGUGUACGUUGUGAUUACUAUUUCUUUCUCUAAACGAGACGAUUUUUGUUCGAUCCAGAUGCGUUUUGUUUGGGGAGAUUGUUUAUUUUAUGGCAGUAUUUUUUCGUGAUUUUUAUAACCUAGGACUAAAGUUUCACAGUUGGCUAUCAAAAAUGAGCAAUAUUCAAAGGUCUACAAUCGGUAAAAUAAACAUAUCCCCAUAAUUUUGUACAUAACUUUAUCGAGGAAAGUUACUUUGUUACGAUGAUUUUAUUUUUAUGAUUGUUUAUUUUAAUAUAGCCAAUGGUUAUGAGAGGAUUUGAAUGAAAAUUAUAUAUAUUUCUGGAUUAUUUUGAGAUAGUGGUAGAUUAGGUUCUUUCACGUUUUUCUUUGUAACCUUUUACAAAGUGUUUUCUUUUAGAUUGUUAUUUUUCAAAAUUAUAUUUAUUGUAUUUUUAAGC
Molecule: messenger RNA, 5385 nt
Organism: Acanthoscelides obtectus
Lineage: Eukaryota; Metazoa; Arthropoda; Insecta; Coleoptera; Chrysomelidae
Source: the annotation of a GenBank genome assembly